Larimichthys crocea (large yellow croaker) is the source of this 3842-nucleotide messenger RNA. RefSeq names its product acyl-Coenzyme A binding domain containing 3 (gene acbd3). Gene Ontology annotation, molecular function: fatty-acyl-CoA binding. The record is from RefSeq and is a predicted model, not a curated record. NCBI's taxonomy places the organism in Eukaryota, Metazoa, Chordata, Actinopteri, Sciaenidae. Bases 67 to 1716 code for a protein of 549 amino acids. The transcript has 8 exons. Gene Ontology annotation, cellular component: Golgi membrane.
CUCAACCGGAACUUCCGCCUAGUCUGAACGGAAGUAGGUACGUGGCCGCUUCAGCUGACAGUCUACAUGAUGGCGACAGAGGUUCAGAGCGGCGACCUCGACAGCGCUACCUCCAGCCGGCUCGAAGUUUCCAUCGAUGGCCUCACCCUCAGUCCCGACCCGGAGGGUGAGCAGAGCCAGGUCGAAGAGCCGGACCCUAACCCCGCGGAACCCGGGACAGACACGCCGGGUGUCGCCGACGCCGCCGCCGCUGAAGGCGAAGAUGGAGAGACUGGCAAAUCGGCGAUAGAGAGGAAAUGGGGCUUCCCUCUGCAGGAGCUGUACGGGAUGGGCCUUAAAUUCUUCAAAGAUAAAGAUGGCAAGGCCUUCCACCCGACCUAUGAGGAGAAGCUUCGGCUCGUGGCUCUGCACAAACAGGUGUUGUUGGGCCCUUAUAAUCCAGAUGCUUCACCGGAGGUCGGCUUCUUUGAUGUCCUGGGCAAUGACCGCAGAAAAGAGUGGGCCUCCUUGGGUAACUUGGAGAGGGAGGAGGCCAUGGUGGAGUUUGUCAAGCUGCUGAACAAGUGCUGUAACCUCUUUGCUCCCUAUGUCACCUCACACAAGAUCGAAAGGGAGGAGCAGGAGAGGAAAAGGAAAGAAGAAGAGGAGCGCCAGCGUCAGGAGGAGGAGGAGAGGGAGCGACAAAGGCAGGAGGAAGAGAGACGGAGGCUUGAGGAGGAGGAGAGGCUGAGGAGAGAGGAAGAGGAAAGGAGACAGGCAGAGGAGGAGAGGCUACGGGUUGAGCAGCAGAAACAACAGAUAAUGGCGGCAUUGAAUGCGCAGACAGCAGUGCAGUUUCAACAGUAUGCUGCUCAGCAGUACCCCAACAGCCCAGAGCAACAGUUGGGCCUCAUCCGACAGCUCCAGGAGCAGCACUACCAGCAGUACAUGCAGCAGCUCUACCAGGUCCAGCUGGCUCAGCAACAGGCGGCCUUACAGAAGCAGCAGCAGCAGGCUGACAUGAUGGUGCAGGGCACCAUGGAAACUAGCAGCUUCAACAGUGGUGAGCCCAUCGCUGCCUCAGCAGCGGGGCCUCUGUGUGCAGCCUCACUGCCUGCUGGAGAAGAAGCCCCAACAGUCAACGGAGGCCAGUCAGACUCUUAUUCAGAGAGCAUGGACCGGGAGCCAGAGCCAGAGCCGGCAGAAGAGGUCUCAGAGAAUGGGCCGUUAUUAGCAGACUCCCCACCAGUCAUAGCUGCUCCCUCCAUGUGGACACGGCCUCAGAUCAAGGACUUCAAGGAGAAAAUCCGGCAGGACGCAGACAGCGUGAUCACGGUGGGACGUGGCGAGGUAGUGACAGUGCGUGUGCCCACCCACGAGGAGGGAUCUUACCUGUUUUGGGAGUUUGCCACAGACUAUUAUGACAUCGGCUUUGGGGUGUUCUUCGAGUGGACGGAUGCUGCCUCUGCUUCGGUCAGCGUGCAUGUAUCCGAGUCCAGCGACGAGGAUGAGGAUGAAGAAGGUGAUCCUCCCAACGAGGAGGAGAAGGCGAAGAAGGAGGCAGGGAAGCCCCAGGUGGAUGAGAUUGUGCCGGUGUACCGGCGGGACUGUCACGAGGAGGUGUACGCCGGCAGCCACCAGUACCCCGGCCGCGGAGUCUACCUGCUCAAGUUUGACAACUCCUAUUCACUCUGGCGCUCCAAGAGUGUUUACUACAGAGUCUACUACACCAGAUAAGCCUGAAUACAGACACAGGGGGAGCCAAGGAGUGUGUAUGUUCAUAUAUGUGUGUGAGCGCGUGUGUGUAUGUGGAUGGAGAUCUGUGCGAUGACAGCCUGUGUGUAUGUGUGUGUGUACGUGUGUGUAUGUGUGAGGAAGAAAGUGUAUCCGGAUUUAUUCUGGAUAAAACCACCAGAGGGAGACAAAGACACAUCUGGAGCCCAAGUUUGGAGAUUGGACUAAUAUGUAUGUACUUUAUGUGUGUGCGUGUCCCAAGAUACACCCAUGCUAGAGCCUGUCAUCGAGCCCUUGGAAGAGGAGUGUGUAUUCCUGUUGUAUAUUCACAAUCUGUCCUUGCUGCGCUCACAUAGACCAAGCUGUAUGACUGCUCUCAUAUUGUAUUUUACCACUCUUCACCCUGGGGUCCUCUUUUGUCACCACCCCAGCCCGACACUGUCUAGUGUGGCCUUGUGGCUGCUUCUGCCCCGAACUGGCGCUUUCACAAGCGGAAACCCCGGCGAGUCCAGUGCUCACCAACUGUUUCCUGUUUGGUGGUAACGGUGGUUGUUUAUCCCACAAGAACACAAAAAUCAAAUGUAAUUCAUAACACUAUGUUCUCUUUGCCGAAUCUCUCUCACACACACAUUAAAAACACCAGUGCACACAAACUUAAUCAUCCUUUUUUUUGUUGUUAAACAGUAGUCCGUCACUUGCUUCCCAAGCUAACAUGCAUAUAUGAAGAGUCUACAGGCAACAUCUUUAUGAAGGACGGGCAAGAAGUCAUUCCAUGGUUUAAGUGUUAAAGGAGUGAGUAUAAAAUAGUAUGGACAUGGAAGAAAUGUGUCAUCUCAGUGUGAUACAGAAUAAGAAGUUCAGGAACAAACAAAUAAAUAUUGGCUCUCCCUCUGUCCUGCAAAUAUUUGUUUUUAUCUGUGACACUGUUUCAGUUUGUUCCACCUGUUGCCUCUAUACAGCGGCACCCCUGUUUUGUUUUUUUAAGGUGAGACCACAUGACUUAUUGCAUUAAAUCAACUGUCCUUGUCCUGCGCUCAUCUAUCCUUUUUAUGAAAGAACCAAGAAAAGGGGAGCUAGUAUUAAGACAGACGGAUAUUACAUGUAGAUUACGUGUGAGGGGUUUCUCUGUGUGUACUCGGUUCUGACACACAAGUGCAACUAAUACAAAUUGUAUGUUUUUGGAGGUCAUGACGCACUGUUACAUCUCUGCAGCUUUCAGAAAUCAAAAAUUCAUUACGCAAAACACAGUGUUGAUGUGUUCUGUUUGUUUUUUUCUCUUCCUGGUAUGAAUUAGCUGAAAUUGUCAUCUCAACGUAAGGUAUCGUGAAUAAACUGAGAUUGUGUGGUCGCUUACUAACUCAGUUGUGACAGAAGUGUACUCAACUUUUUUUUCUUUUCUUUUUAAUUUGUUGCCAUAAUUUAGAUUUCUUGUUUAGUUUCACAUUGCAAAAGGCGAGCUUUGUGUACCGACCACAUCGCAUGCAUUAUGAGCAAUGUGUUGUUCAGUAGGUGUUGGAGACAUUUAUUUGGUUUCACAAGCUGUAUUUGUACAUUUCUGUGUGUAUGCAACCAAACUUUAAAAGAUGCGGAGGUGGAAUAACUUAAGUUGAGUAAUCCUCUGAUGUCCCUGCUGAGUAUCACUUCAUCAUAUUAUUUAAUUAGAGGCCACUCCUUGCCUUCUAUUAUUCAGUGGUUUGUGUAACGAUAUGUCACUACGUGGCUUAACCGAGCCGUAAAGUUUAAGAAAGUUCCCGUAUGUUCUGAAGUUUGACGUUUGUUUCUUUUUUUUCUUACUGCUCACCAAAAUGGUUUGAGCUGACUUGUUCAAGCCUUGUAUGUAAAUAAUUCUAUAAAUGAGUUUAUGUAUGGGUUUUUAGAUGUGGAAGAAGGCUAUGGUUUUGAGAAUCAAUGCACUGUAAAAUAUGGUGAAUGAGAUAUAUGUAUACGUUUUACCCUGAAUGAAAGUCCAAAACUCGUAGGAAAGCAUAAAAAUGUAAGACUCUUAUCGACAUGACAGACAGAAAAGCUCAUCUUUUUGCAUUGUUUUGAGUUGUUUGGAUCUCUUAUGAGUUGCAAGAUCUUUUUGGGCAUAUAUUUAAUCUUGAUUAAACUUAUGUUCAUCUGUAGAA